CGCACUGGGACAAACCAAAUCGCGUUUUUGCGUUUAGUGAAAUCUCUAAAGCAGGUGCACGUGUUUGUCCCAAACGUGUUUCCGUAAGCUCCCAGCUCGCCUCAUGAAGAAGUCACCAGGGAAAAUGGCGGGUGCUGGAAAGAAAAGCGAAGCCGGAUCUGCUGGGCUUGUGGGCUGGAUCAGCUCCACGUACCGAUUUGCGACUGACAGAAAUGAUUUCAGAAGGAAUCUUCUUGUGAAUCUAGGUUUGUUUGCAGUAGGCGUUUGGGUGGCGAGGAAUUUGUCAGACUUUGACCUGAUGUCACCUCAACCAGUCACAUAGUUCCAGUCAAAUCAUGGACUUUUGCAAGAGGAGAGGACCAAUUUCUUAUGAACGAGACUGGAGCUUUCUACCAGAAGCAAUGAUGGGAUAAGACCAGCGAACACUGAAUAGAAAAACAGCCAAUGAAGCAUUGUUAAAAGCUUUAGUACACUUUUUUUUUUUAAAAAGAGACAAUGAACGGCUGACUAUCACAAAUGUCAAACUUUAUUUAGUAUAAAUAAUUUCAUAAGUUAAAGUUCACAAUUGAUAUGAUCGGUCAUUCUAGCAGAUUGUUAUACAGUAGGAUUAAAACAGUUAUGUAGAACACUUAAUAAAAAUGUUUAAACAUUCUUGA
This is a messenger RNA of Neoarius graeffei (lesser salmon catfish), 656 nucleotides long. RefSeq names its product translocase of outer mitochondrial membrane 6 homolog (yeast) (gene tomm6). The record is from RefSeq and is a predicted model, not a curated record. The transcript has 4 exons. The coding region runs from base 104 to 322 and encodes 72 amino acids. Gene Ontology annotation, cellular component: mitochondrial outer membrane translocase complex. NCBI's taxonomy places the organism in Eukaryota, Metazoa, Chordata, Actinopteri, Siluriformes, Ariidae.